AUGUAUCCUUCAGCAUUGCCGGUAGCUCUCUUCCUGCACACCGUUGCGGCAGCCUCAUCGUUCAAUCUUUACACAAACUUCGAUCCGGCUGGCGUUGAGCUCAUUCUGGGCUUUUCUGCAGAAUGUCUCGAGGCGCUUAACGCCACAGUCAACUGCGAUUCUGCUACGACACUGUUGGCCGCCCAAGGUCCAGAUGAAACUUACUGGUCUCAAGACAACCUCACAACGUUCUGUACCGACCAAUGCGCUUCAUCUAUGACAUCUUGGGUGUCCAACGUCGAAAAUCGUUGUGCUGGACAGUCUGCAGACUUCGGAGAUACCAUCGUGCAGGCUGUGACUGACCCGCUGCUUGUUGCUGCUGGCCACGAUUUACUGUGCCUCAAAGACAGCUCCGGUUCUCUAUGUUAUCUAGAAUCGCAAGAUUGGCAAGGCAGCGACUACGUGAGAUACAAUCCUCCGGCAUGCCUCGCAGAUGACCCGGAUCGCCCUGAAGGUCUGUGCGACGGUACCCAUUUCUCGACCGAGAUCAAUAUCUUGCCAGAAAUGACCAACGUCACGCGACUUUACGAUAGCGAGCUGGUAGACGACUCGCCCCAGUGUAGUUGA
Fulvia fulva is the source of this 606-nucleotide messenger RNA. Its product is annotated as LysM domain-containing protein. Lineage: Eukaryota; Fungi; Ascomycota; Dothideomycetes; Mycosphaerellales; Mycosphaerellaceae. The transcript is spliced from 5 exons. Bases 1 to 606 code for a protein of 201 amino acids. The record is from RefSeq and is a predicted model, not a curated record.